Molecule: messenger RNA, 3460 nt
Organism: Pogoniulus pusillus (Red-fronted tinkerbird)
Lineage: Eukaryota; Metazoa; Chordata; Aves; Piciformes; Lybiidae
Gene: RFESD
Product: Rieske Fe-S domain containing
Exons: 5
Coding region: 257-856 (199 amino acids)
Molecular function (GO): 2 iron, 2 sulfur cluster binding
Source: RefSeq, a predicted model, not a curated record
GAUGAUAGUGAAAAGAUGAGGAUUUCCUGCUCUGGUUCUGCUGGUUGGUUUCCUGAAGAAAAAAGACAUGAAUGCCCUCUUGGUUCAUCCUCACCGACAGAGCUGGCUGCUGCCGUGUUGAGCCUCUGUACCUCCUGCCUCUGGUGCUGUAGGGGCUGUCCUUGCUGCCUCUCGGUUGUACUUGAAGAGCUGCAUCAUGUGCUGUUAGAGACACAAGCAAGCAGAGCAGCUGCUACAGGCACGGUGAGGAGAGGCCAUGCUGGACCUCAUCAUUUUGACCCUCCAUAUCCUCAUCUGCUUUCUCAUCUUCCUUGUGAUCUGGCAUGGACCCAAGGAUGUGGGAUUGUGCAGCUCAAGCACAGCAACAUCUGAAAAAGAGCCAGAUAGUCUGAUAUUAAUUGGCAAAGAAGAUGACAUAAAGAAGUCUGGAAGAGCAACAGCCAAAGUUGAUGGCAGAGAAGUUGUUGUUUUCUACCACAAUGGGAAAUUUCAUGCUCUGGACUCUCGCUGCUACCAUGAAGGAGGCCCUUUACCUCUUGGAGAAAUAGAGGAUAUCGAUGGCCAAGCAUGCAUUGUUUGUCCUUGGCAUAAGUUUAAAAUCACUCUGGAAACAGGAGAAGGUCUAUAUGAAGGAAUAAACCCUUUGGAGCCAUCACCAACACCAGUAUGGCAAUCAAAAGGAGUCAAACAGAGAGUCCACCAAGUCACAGUGGUCAAUGGCAAGAUUUAUGUGAGUCCUCCAGACCUGUCUGUCAGCUUUGACUCAGAUUAUUUUGCUGACAAGUAUAAAAACAGUGGUGAUGUAGCUGUGGAAAAACAGAGCCUCUCACCACCAGCAGAGCCAAGUCAUGACUAGAAAGCAGGAUCCCAGUGGAUGCCUCAAAGAAGAACCAUGUGUUGAAGUCACCGUGGGCAUGAAGGUUGUCUCCAGACUAAACUCUGGCCUUGAAGUUACAUCAAAACAUUUGGACAGGUGGAACCGAGAGAGCAAAGCAGCUCUGUACUGGCAGAGGUGUGACCCUGUGCCAGUGGUUUUGGGGUUUGCACUGGCAUUGCCAAAAGGCUUAUUUACAGCAGAGUGCUUGGUGACAUUUGGUACCUUAGAAACCCUAUUUUGCUAGAAAUGUCUUGAUUUUUAGAAGGGGAUAUAGUACAUUACUGCUUACGAAACACAGGACAUAGUUUAAGGUGAAUAGUCAGCUGUAAAGGUUAUGUUUAUCUACUAAACAGUUUAUAUGUACAGUGCCUCUGGCAUAAAUGACACAAGAAUUUUAGGCUUUUUAGGUAUUUGAUCAAUCUCUGGGUGUUUAUUGAGUGCCACAAAGAGAAGUGCCAAAACUUGAGUGGAUUUUAGUGUGAUUUUUGCAUAACAAUACCCUAAAUCCGUACAAGUAUUUGUGUUCCUUCUCCUUACUGAGCUCCUUCAGGUAGGUCAGCAGCUAAUGUGACAAGGAGUUGUCAUUGAUCCUUUGCUCUUCCUGAUGCUGGUGGGUGUGAAAACCAAAAAGGAAGAAGCUGGUAGGGAUAAAAAACAUGAUUCAUGAUGUGGUGGCUCUUGUUUGCAUUCCUUUGUUGUAAAUCCUACUGAAGCAGUGUGCUUUCUGUUCAGAGCCACAAGUCCAGCUCCUCUGCCUGCGUUCACUCUGUGGUAUCAGAUAUUCCUCCAUAAUCACCAGUGCUGGCUCAGGAGCAGGAUGGGGCUAUGGGACAUGGUGGGUUCUUUUGCCCAGCCCUCAAGAUGUGAAGUGCAGAGAUACUAUGUGUACACUGAGCACUCUCUUGCAUGGCUGCAGUUCCUUGGGGUGUGUUUUGGGCUGAUUUAUUGGCUUUUUUUUUUUUGCAAAGUCUGGUCAUGUGGUUUGAGUUGGAAGGAACCCUCAAAGGUUAACCACCUGUCAAGGCAAGGGAUCCAACCAGAGCUUCUGGCAGCGCAGCACCAGGCACCUGACAUUUCCCUCCCAUGACUGAGGUUCUGCACACGACCAGGCAAAGAUGCUGCUGGGAAGGCAGACUGAUGGACUAUUGACAGAGCCACCAGAGUGCAACCAAAGCUGCCAGGUUACUGCUGGCUCAGGAGGGUAAACUGCAUAGAAUCAUAGAACGGAUUGGGUUGGAAGGGACCUUCAGGACUGGCUCCAACCCCCUGCCAUGGACAGGGACACCUCCCACCAGCCCAGCUUGCUCAAACCCUCAUCCAACCUGGCCUUCAACACCUCCAGGGAGGAGACAUCCACAGCCUUCCUGGGCAGCCUGUGCCAGUGUCUCCACACUCUCACUCUCAACAAUUUCAUCCUCCUUUCCAGACUCGAUCUCCCCUCUCCCAGCUCAAAGACGUUGUCCCUCAUUCUGGCACUCCCAGACCUUAUCCCAAGUCUCUCUCCCGCUCUCCUGGAACCCUUUCACAGCUACUGCAAGGCUGCUCUAAGGUCUUCUGGAGUCUUCUCCAGGCUCAGCAGCCCAGCUUUCCCAGUCUGUCCCCACAGGGGAGGUUCUCCAGCCCUUUGAUCACCUUUGUGGUCUCCUCUGGACCCUCUGCAGCAGUUCCAGGUCCUUCUUGUGCUGGGGGCACCAGAGAUGCUGUAUUGUGCUGCAGAUGGGGUCUCAGCAAAGCAGAGCACAUUCAGUCUGAAGCCACCUGGUCUCCUGUGCAUGCAGUGUGCUGCUUUCUUUUCAGUACCCAUGAAAGGUAAUGAGGGCUGUGUCAACACCACUGGUCAGAAAUGUGUUUACAAGCAGUGAGGUGCAGAGAGGUGUCAGAAGGAACCAUCUGUGCUUUACUGGCCAGGUGGAGCAGGCAGAGUCACAAGCAAUUAAUUUCAGCAGGUUCGACUCUACAUGGCCACUUCUGAUUGUGCCUCAUUACAUUAGCAUGAGGUUCUUGACAAGGAGAAGUGGCACCUUCAAGGUGCUGUUCAUGAGACCUGUUUGGGUUUUGUACUUCAGACACACACAGCACAGAAGUCUCUCCCUUUCUCCUUCUCCUUCCUCGCAGGUCACACCUGAAUCACCUGCUAGGGCCUGCACUGACCACAGCUGAGUGUGUUUGGGUUUGUUUUUCACAGGAACAGACAAGCCCCUUCUCAGGAAGGUGAAGCAGGCUGGGAGGUGAUGGAGAGGAAGCUCCAGCGGGGCUGGACCAUGCACCCUGUCAGGUGCACAGGAGGAUAGAGAACUGGAAACCUUCUCCCCUUCCCUCUCUCCUCACCCACCCCACUGUGACCAAGCUGAACCAGGACUGUCUUGUGCUGUUGGAUGAUCCAUCAGAUCAAAGCCUUCCAAAGCACCUGCACUGACUCGUGUGGCUUCUUAGAUGGCAUUUUUAUGUUUUGGUAGUUUGUUUUUUUGGUUGCUGGUUGGUUUUUUUUUUUCCUCUUUAAAAGUUCUGCAGUGAUAGAAAUUGAAUUAUUUGAAUUAAUUUGAAUUAAUUAAGUUUGGUUUAAUAAACUACAAUUAUGAGCCA